Messenger RNA from Sinocyclocheilus grahami, 5886 nucleotides. RefSeq names its product rapamycin-insensitive companion of mTOR-like. Gene Ontology annotation, molecular function: protein serine/threonine kinase activator activity. The record is from RefSeq and is a predicted model, not a curated record. Gene Ontology annotation, cellular component: TORC2 complex. The transcript is spliced from 32 exons. NCBI's taxonomy places the organism in Eukaryota, Metazoa, Chordata, Actinopteri, Cypriniformes, Cyprinidae. Gene Ontology annotation, biological process: positive regulation of phosphatidylinositol 3-kinase/protein kinase B signal transduction; TORC2 signaling.
AUGUGACUGGUAAAGAUGGCGGUCAGCAUCCGAGGCCGUCCUAUCCGAAGUAUACGGAUGCGAGGUCGGAAUGACAGUGGGGAGGAAAAUGUGCCGCUCGAUCUCACAAGAGACCCUUCCGAGAACAUGCGAGAGAUCCUCCAGAAUGUGGCCAAACAGCAAGGAGUCUCAAAUAUGCGCAAACUCGGCCACCUAAACAACUUCAUCAAGCUGCUCUGCAAUGUAGGGCACUCUGAGGAAAAGUUUGGCUUUACCUAUGAAGAAAUGAUCCUUUGCCUCAGGUUGGCACUGCUCAAUGAGGCUAAGGAGGUGCGGGCGGCUGGUUUGCGUGCUCUCCGCUACCUCAUCAGAGACAGUAAUAUCCUUCAGAAAGUGCUGCGGCUCCAGGUGGAUUACCUGAUUUCCAGGUGCAUUGACAUCCAGCAGAGUAAUGAGGUGGAACGCACACAAGCACUCAGACUGGUGAGAAAGAUGAUCACUGUGAACGCCCUGCUCUUCCCAAGCUCAAUCACAAACUCCCUCAUUGCUGUGGGUAACGAUGGACGCCAGGAGCGGGACCGUAUGGUUCGUGCCUGCAUCGCCAUUAUCUGUGAACUUGCACUGGAGAACCCUGAGAUUGUGGCAAAGAGGGGUGGUCUCAGCACCAUCCUGAAGAAUGUAAUCGACUGCCAGCUCAGUCGCAUCAAUGAGGCUCUAAUGACCACCAUCCUGCACCUGCUCAAUCACCCACAUACGCGGCAAUACGUUCGCUCUGAUGUGGAGCUCGAGCAAAUCCUGGCACCUUACACAGACUUUCACUACAGACACAAUCCAGACACAGCAGAAGGUCAACUCAAAGAAGACAGGGAGGCUCGAUUUCUGGCCAGUAAGAUGUCAAUUGUUGCUUCCCUUCGCUCUUGGUCAGGCAUCAUUAAUCUCUGCAAAUCAGGCAACUCUGGAAUCCAGUCUCUCAUUGGUCUGCUGUGUAUACCAAAUAUGGAAGUGAGGCGAGGUCUGCUGGAGGUGAUGUAUGAUAUAUUCAGACUCCCUGUUCCCGUGGUGACACAAGAUUUUAUAGAAGCUCUUCUCAGUGUGGACCCCAGUAGGUUUCAGGACAGUUGGAGACUGUCAGAUGGCUUUGUAGCCUCAGAAGCAAAAAUUAUUCUUCCGCAUAGGGCACGGUCCAGACCGGAUUUGAUGGAUAACUAUCUCGCCUUACUACUUUGUGCUUUCAUCCACAGUGGACUUUUAGAGGGCCUGGUUGAAGUGAUUACGAGCAGUGAUGAUGGUGUUUCAGUGCGUGCAACCAUCCUCUUAGGGGAACUCCUGCAUAUGGCCAACACCAUUCUCCCCCACUCCCAUAGUCACCACCUGCACUGCCUGCCCACUCUUAUGAACAUGGCUGCUUCUUUUGACAUUCCUCAGGAGAAAAGACUACGGGCAAGUGCUGCGGUCAACUACUUGAAGCGAUUUCAUGAAAAGAAGAAGCAAGGCCCCAAACCCAAUAGUCUUUACUUGGACCACAUUAUUCGCAAAUCACUGGCUGCUCAUUGCUGUCGGGACCAGAACCUAAGGCCCCAGAGGGACAUUUUUGUCAUUAAGGACACUGAGGAGGCCCUGAUGAUGAACCUCAGAGACAGUCAGAUUCUAAAUCAUAAGCAGAAUUUGGACUGGAACUGGGUGCUGAUCAGUACCAUACUUAAGUGGCCAAAUGCCAACCUUCGGAACAACAAAGAGGAACAGAUGUACAAGUUUGUGCGAAGGCUGCUGUUCUUCUACAAGCCUAGCAGCAAGCUGUAUGCUAGCCUGGAGCUGGACCACAGCAAGGCCAGGCAAUUAACUGUGGUGGGCUGUCAGUUUAUUGAGUUCCUGCUGGAGUCAGAUGAGGAUGGACAGGUGUAUCUUGAGGACCUGGUGAAGGACGUUGUGCAAUGGCUGUCCUCGUCCUCUGGGCUGAAACCAGACCGUAGUCUGCAGUGCAACGGCCUCCUCACUACUCUCAGCCAGCACUACUUCCUAUUCCUCGGCACUCUCUCUGCCCACCCCCAGGGUGUUAAGAUGCUUGAGAAGUGCAGCGUCUUCCAAUGCCUGCUGAACCUGUGCUCCCUGAAGAACCAGGACCAUCUUCUGAAGCUGACCGUUUCCACACUGGACUACAGCCGGGAUGGCUUAGCACGAGUCAUUCUCUCAAAGAUCCUCACUGCUGCUACUGACAACUGCAGGCUGUAUGCCACCAAGCAUCUGCGGGUGCUACUUCGAGCUAACGUGGAGUUCUUCAGCAACUGGGGUAUUGAACUGCUGGUGACUCAGCUACACGACCGCAACAAGGCUGUCUCGGUGGAGGCUUUGGACAUACUGGAUGAGGCCUGUGAAGACAAGGACCAGCCACUGUACUUCAGGCCCAAACUCCUAAAGGACCGCAUCCCCUUCACCAUAUUAGCUUCCAGUCGACUUGUCCGUAACCGCUUCCUCAUCUCCCUUUCCGGAAAGAAACUCCGUAGUACCAGUGACCCCAAAGGCACUGGUAGCAGCAGUAAACUCCAGGGUGAGCCCACAUUAGGAGGCCUAAGGAGGAUACGCACAGUUACAGAGCCCUCUAUAUUCUCUCCAGUUCAGGGAGAUGUAUUCAGUCCUGUAUUUACUGACGGACACCUGCUGAAAAGCCCAAGUGUUAGUCUGGAUACCUCUUUUGUGGGCUGCAAGACUUCGGAAACUCAGGGCAGCACAUCUAGUAUUGGGGAGUCGGAGGUGCAUCUGAACAAAGCUGGAGAACGGAGCUCAGGUGUUGGAGACGCCCCCCGGGAGCAGACCAGUCGGGAAAGGCUGGCCGGCGAUGGCUCAAACUCUGGGGGCGGGGCUCAAUUUAAAAGUCGCAGCCAGAGUUUCAACACGGACACUACCACCAGCGGCAUCAGCUCCAUGAGCUCCAGCCCAUCCCGAGAGACGGUGGGUGGCGUGGACUCUUCUACCAUCGACACGGACUGUGUUAGCCUCAAUACGGUCAUUAGCACUCAAACUGUCAAAACACUUAACUCUCUCACGCCCCAGUCCAACCACCUGCCCCUGUCCAAAUCUAACUCGGUACUGCUGAUGCCACCAGGUUCCUCUCAUACUUUGCCACGGAGGGCUCAGUCCCUUAAAUCGCCCUCUGUCACGACCAUUUCAAGCCUGACAGACUGUAGCUUCAUGUACACCAGCCCUCGAGACGCAUUGGGCUAUGCUACCCUCAAACGACUACAGCAGCAGCGCAUUCACCCUUCCCUUUCCCAAAGUGAAGCGCUCGCCUCGCCUGCCAAAGACGUGCUCUUCGCCGAUGCCAUCACUAUGAAUACUGGCAGCCUGGACUCCAGACUCACACCACGCAGGUAUACUAAAAAGCACUUCAGAUGUCUGGGCCAAGGUUCGUGCAGGCCCCAUCACAGAUCUCUGCUGCCACGGUUUCUCAAGGCUUUGAGUUUUGCAUCUCUGGAUAAGGAGGAUCUUCUGAGCCCUAUCAGUCAGACCUCCCUGCAGCGCUCCUCCUCAGUUCGUUCCAUGGUGUCCAGUGCCACAUAUGGCAACUCAGAUGACUACAUUGGCCUUGCACUGCCAAUGAACAUCAACAGCAUGUUCCAGAUUAAAGACAUACCGUACUUCCAGAAGAGGACAAGUCCACCGUCAGAAGACCGAUCAGCAAAGUUCUUCUCAGGAGAUGCAGAUGGUUCCAGUGAAGGAUCCAGGCAUUCUGUUCUGCGAUCUCAGCUUAGUAUCACGGAGCUGAUUGCGGUGAGCCGUUCAGACCAGCACCAGCUGCUGGGUGCGGAGGAGACCGGUCUGCAGGAGCACAACGAGGAGAACUGCCUUUACUGUGCAGGGCUCUACAUGCUUGGCUGCAAUUUAAGCACUCCCACACAAAGCCGCACAGACUAUCCCGAUGCUCCAUUCUCGGAGUGGUGCAGUCAGUCUUUACACAACCUGGAAGUCAUGCCUCAGUCUAAGUACUCAGGAGUGUCUGGCUGCAGCGACGCUGUCUCUCAGGGCUCUGGUGGCAGCACACGCAGCACCGAGCUUGUUCUUGGGGUGAAAAAUAUACCUGAGGAUGCUCCAGCGUGCCGUGUUCUUCUGAGGAAGGAGGUGCUUCGGCUGGUCAUCAACCUGAGCUCCUCAGUGGGGACAAAAGGGAAUGAAACUGGACUCCUCACAAUCAAGGAAAAGUUUCCUUAUGCGUUUGAUGACAUCUGCCUGUAUUCCGAAGUUUCAUACUUGCUGGCUCACUGCAUGUUCAGACUGGCUUCACGACGCUUCAUUCAGGAGCUUUUUCAAGAUGUUCAGUUCAUUCCGAUGUACGAGGAGGCUGAGAGCAUUCUGAUAGUUCCCAAGAAGUCUACCACAGUAGAUCUUCCAUCAGAGCCGUGAUCCUCUAGGCGUUUUUCCAGACUAUUCUCUUCCCCUAUGCAGCAUGCUGUCAAUCUUUUUCUUGGCCUGACCAGGCAACUAAGAUGAAUACGCAAUAAGAGACUAGGGCUAUGGGACAGACAUAAUUGGAUUGAGAGAGUCACCGGGAAUGUUUCCACAGAGAGGGAAAAAGCGGUACGUUAAGAGAACAAACUCUUUUUACAUGAACAAGUAUACUUUACACAGAUGCUCUGUAGACAUCUACAGUGGAUGUCGUAACCAAAUAAUUCUUGUAAAUGACUGUUAUGAACUGUAAUGCAUUGAACGGAAAGUGAAACAUGCGUAUAUUUGAACUGAGUCAAUGCAAACUGUAUUUCAAAUGCAAGCGAGCAAAAUCAAUCAAUAGUCUCUAGGGAGUUUAUUAACUUCUGUCAUUUCCGUUCAAUCAAUAUUGUCCUUUUUUAAGGGCCUGGGCGUAUGAUUGCACGUAACAAAAGCAUUAUUUCUUUUCCCUGAGUGGAUCCCUCAACACUACAACAUUCCAGCUGUUUUCUUUGGAUUUCUCUAUUAGUAAUUCUGGUUGUUUAAGUAUGAAAUGGCUUUCGCAACCAGGCUGAGCAAACACUCGUAAGACAAUCAUCAUUAAGUAAGAAUAAUAAUCAGCAUCUGACAGUUUUUCUUUCCCUUUUGUACCUGACUCAUAAAAUGAUUUUUUCAGAUUUUUAUUCUUGACGUAGCACAUAGCAAUCCCUGAGUAAAUGUAUGCACAUGUAUUUGAUGGUGGUGUUACACAAUCAUGCAAUAGCCACUGUAUUGUAUUAUUGUGUAACUUUGUUUACUGACUUGUGAAAAAUCAUCCAAAAAAAAUCUGACAUUUGAAUCCCUAAGAUAUUUAUUUAUUUAUUCACUUAUGUAUUGGUCCAAGCAGCUCCUCUCUGUCUCUUUGACUUUAUUUUAGCCCAUUAGCCAAGAUAAAACUGGCUGUGUAUUAUUUAUAUCUUGACAGUAAAUGUAUAGAAAACUGGGCGUCAAAAGAGGAAGUUAAAGUGCAUUUCACUACUGCUAUUUUGCAGUAGUUCUCUUCUCUGUUUUAAGUAAUUUUAGUGAUUUUGAAUUAAUAAUAGAAAUACUGCACCCAGAAUGUUCUCUUUCUGUAGAGAAAAUCAUUAAUUAUUGAAGCAUUAAUAAAACCAAGACUCGCCAAACAUAUUUCACAAUAUUUGUAUAUGAGAAAUACCUUUGUACUAAUAAUGCUUUUUAACCUGAAUGUGGUCAGGAGAUUUUGAAUGGGCAAAAACAUAUUGGGUCAGAAAUUAAGGUUAAACUGACAAGACAUGAUUAAGACUGAUCCUUAAUAUAUGACAUGUUCUGCUCAAAUUCAACUGCCUGUCAUUCAUAAACUACUACUAUGCUUUAUCGUUAUCAAUUUUUAUAACAGCAAUUCUCAGUAUUGCGCAUACCCAUUUUGGUUUAAUAAGAUAACAAAAUGUCUUCAGGGUUAGGAUGAAUCUAGUUUAACAUUGAAUAAAAAAA